This is a messenger RNA of Rana temporaria (common frog), 1975 nucleotides long. It is a transcript of the gene ETS2, whose product is annotated as ETS proto-oncogene 2, transcription factor. Gene Ontology annotation, biological process: cell differentiation; regulation of transcription by RNA polymerase II. The record is from RefSeq and is a predicted model, not a curated record. Gene Ontology annotation, molecular function: DNA-binding transcription factor activity, RNA polymerase II-specific; sequence-specific DNA binding. Lineage: Eukaryota; Metazoa; Chordata; Amphibia; Anura; Ranidae. The transcript is spliced from 10 exons. Gene Ontology annotation, cellular component: nucleus. The coding region runs from base 210 to 1613 and encodes 467 amino acids.
GGCGGUGAUCAGUGAGCGCCCAGCACUUCCAGCAGACCCGAGUAGAGCUCAGACCGUCCGGCUGUGAUUGGAGGAUCUCCUCCCUGUACGGGCCCCUGGGAAUAUAGAGCGCUCCCCUCCGGGAUCAUCGCGGUGUGUGUGUGGACUGUAUACUACCGACCGACCGACAUCACUGCCGGGAUCUCCCACCAUCAUCAGCACAAGGCACAAUGACAGAGUUCGAUAUCCGAAACCUGGAUCAGGUGGCUCCUGUGUACAACACCCACAGAGGCGUACUAAAGCGACAGCUGGCAUUUGAUCUUGAUUUAUUGUCAUCGAUUUACACUGGAUCGUUCUCCACGUAUGACACUUAUGAAGAAGAACAGGCAGUCCCUACUGGUCUGGAUUUGCUCCCACAUGACUCCAGCAGCUGCGAAUUGCCCCUCCUGACACCCUGCAGCAAGGCGGUCAUGAGUCAAGCUCUGAAGGCCACUUUUAAUGGGUUUACAAAGGAGCAGAGACGGCUUGGCAUCCCCAGCAAUCCAUGGCUGUGGAAUGACAGUCAAGUAUGCCAGUGGCUUGUUUGGGCUUCCAACGAGUUUUCCUUGGAGACCGUUAACUUCCAGAAGUUCAUCAUGACUGGUCAGGAGCUGUGCAGUCUAGGAAAGGAGCAUUUCCUGGAGCUGGCCCCAGACUUUGUGGGUGACAUUCUCUGGGAGCAUCUGGAACAGAUGAUGAAAGAACAAGAGCGAGUACAGGACCAGUAUAUUCAUAGCUCCAAUCAAACUCAAUGGGUGAACACUGACUCAUUAAAUUUCAACAUGGACCCCUUGCAUUGUGGCUCUCAAGUACACAGUUACCCCAAAACUGAAAUGUACAAUGACCUAUGCCCGGUGCCCCAAGUGCCAAAUUUCCUUCCGGUCAAGCAAGAGUUUCAGAGUUAUUCGUGCAUGAAGUCUAUGGGCAGCAAUUACUCCUCAAUGAACCGGGACUAUAGUCGAAACAUGAACAUCCUACUGAGUUCCCUGAGCUCCGGUAAAUCCAUUGACAUGGAUUCUGUAGACAGCGGUACGGAGAGUUUCGAAAGCACAGACUCCCUAUUACAGUCAUGGACCAGCCAGUCUUCACUGGUGGACAUGCAGCGAGUUCCGUCCUACGAAAGCUUUGAAGAAGAAGCUAGCCAAUCGCUGUGCUUGAACAAGCCUUCCAUGUCGUUCAAAGAUUACAUACAAGACAGGAAUGACCCUGUGGAGCAAGGCAAACCAGUUAUCCCAGCAGCCAUCCUUGCCGGGUUCACAGGGAGUGGGCCUAUCCAGCUCUGGCAGUUCUUGUUAGAAUUGUUGACCGACAAAUCUUGCCAACCUUUUAUCAGUUGGACCGGGGACGGCUGGGAGUUCAAGCUCACUGACCCAGACGAGGUGGCACGGCGAUGGGGAAAAAGGAAAAACAAGCCUAAAAUGAAUUAUGAAAAGCUAAGCCGCGGGCUGCGAUACUACUACGAUAAGAACAUUAUCCACAAGACCUCCGGAAAGCGAUACGUCUACCGGUUCGUCUGCGAUCUCCAAAACCUGCUGGGUUACUCUGCGGAAGAGCUACACGCGAUGCUAGAUGUUCAACCGGAUAUAGACGACUGAGCAGAAGCUCGCGGAACGAUGGCUGUGAAAACUGUGAAAAGGAGAUGACCAAUUUUUAUUUUUUAUUUUUUUUGGUCGCAUUUGAUGGGCUGGACUGUUUGAGAUGAAGGAACUUGCUUUUGGGGUAGUUUGUGAGACCUGAAGGGACUUUGAGACAUUUCGGAGAAGUGUUCGAAGCUCUGGAUGUACAGAGGUCCCACGAACGCUGCUUGGGAUCACAGCCCAUACUUGAAUAAAUAAUUGCACAGGAAGCAUGUACUUUUCGUAAAAAGAAAUUCAGUAUAUCAACAGGGAAAAAAACAAGUCAUUUUCAUUCAAUUGUUUGAGCAAGCGGGAAGCUUUGAACUGUGGUUUAAUGCGGG